ACAAAACUAUCCGUAUGUUGUAAAAAACUAAUUCAAUUUUUAUUAUUUUCAAGAAAGAAAACCAUGCUACGUGCUGCAAAAUUUUAGCAGUGGGUCAAUUCCUUUGACUAUGCGACUCGCAUUGUAAACCCUGCCUUAAGAUACAGAAUUGAUACUUCGGUGUGGCAGACAUAUUUGUACAAGAUGUAAACAUCAGGCUACGCGAAACGGGAUGAUCGGAAUAGGUUAGAAACGCUCGUAAAAUUGCAGACCAACGCGUCGCUUUACGGCGCGCAUUAUUAGCCGAAGAAGCGCAUUAGCAUGACACAAAUAUUGUUGACAUCCUCGAGGAUUUAUUGGCUCCAACUGGCGAACAACCUCUUCUUCUCGAGGAAGAGAAAUCGACGCGCAGGAAAGUUUAAUACGUGGCUCUCUAUGUAACCUGUACGUUUGCUUCUAAGAGGUGUAUCCGGUCUUUAAUUACGCUGCUCGGAGCUUCGCUCGGACGUCGAGAUGCCUACGGUGAUCGCCCUGGACGUCUCCCUCUCAAUGAGGAGGCCCGUGCUGACGAGCGGGACGAGUGACAGCUUGCAGAACGAACCGUUGACGCGGCACCACUUGGCGGUGCACGGUAUAAAUGCUCUGUUGCAUUACUUGCAGGUCAACUCGAAGCUAGAAUUUGUGUCGUUGAUUGUAUUCUCGUCGUUGUACGAGAUAGUCUGCCCGUUCACUCGCGACUACGACAGCAUACGCGCCAAGCUGCAGACCAUCGAGGAGUGGGACAAGACGUUCGUCGAAGGAGCGUUGCACGGAGUUAACAAUGUGAUCAUGGCGGAAUGGGGCAACGCCACGGCCUGCCAAGUGAUAUUAAUUACGGACGGUAAUCCGGGCGUGGGGUCAAUGUCCCUGGGCAAUUCCCUGAGUUCUAUGAACAUCUCGCAAGACGUGAAUCCAUUCCCGCUGCCUUUCCCGUACCCAGGACAAUUAAGUGUAGUCUGCAUUGGGCCGCAGCAGGACCCCAGUUUGCAAAUCGGCCUGCCUCUCUAUCAACGUUUGGUCGAUUUAGCUGGUGGCGAAAGUAUCGUACUAGUUCCUGAGGCACCGCUUAGCAAAUACUCGGUUGCGGCUUGCUUCCAGAAGUUAGCCGAGGCGAAUUACGUUUCCUUUCAGGGAUAUUUGAAGUGUGGCCAUUUAGGCUCCCGUAUUUUAUUGUCACCAGCGCCUAUGCCUUACACGAAGAAGACGGAUUUCGAAUUAGCCCCGGGCCUGGCGAUAUCGAAGAGUAUAGAAAUAUGUGGAUUUAUAUCUGUAGGGGACGUCGGCAGCCCAAGCUCCAUUUCUAGGCACUUGAUGUUGCCGUUGGCGACAGAGAAAAACUCAAGUAUGCAAGGGAUAUCGUUGGAGGAGGAUUCGGAUACCGAUGAGAACGGAGACGAGGGAAAAAUGCCGUCCUUUUGCGUAUUGCUUCACGGCGCGCUGAAGGUGGAAAAUAUGGCAGCCCUCUGUAUGCUGAACAACGAAUGGUAUGGAUUUAUAUACUCUUGGGCGGAUACCAAGAAGAAAUCUAACUUAAUGCUGACGGUAUUGGAGCCGGGAUCCGACAUUGUACCGUGGUUAGGCAAUUUCAACAAUUUAGGUCCAUUAGACACGGUCAAAAAUUCUCCAGUUAGCUUCCCAGUUAGACCGGCUGAAAAGAGAAGCUACACGCAAAAUGCCCCUUCGUGGAUUCGCCAAGUCGGUUUGCAAUCCGACAUUCAAAAAAUAUUGAGACACGCAAGAAAAUUGCCCGACAAGACCCAAAACUUUUACAAGGAGGUGAAUAGAUUACGACGUGCAGCGGCGUCAAUAGGAUUCAUCGAGUUGCUAGAAGGAUUAGCGUGCAUCUUGGAGCGAGAGUGCACAUUGCUGCCGCCGAAUCUAAAUCCCGACUGUACGAUCCAAAUGGGACACGUCGCGUCGAUGAUCAGAAAGUCGGAGUUUCACGAGCUUAGGUAUAACAUUCCGCCCGCGCGGACAAAAUUUCAACCUGGAUCAUGAGUUGCGACGGACAGUAAUCAAAGUGCUGUUACAUUUGUAUCGGAGUUGGACGUUUAUACGGCAAAAAUAAAACUUGUAUUUGUUAUAAUCGUA
Messenger RNA from Vollenhovia emeryi, 2109 nucleotides. It is a transcript of the gene IntS14, whose product is annotated as von Willebrand factor A domain-containing protein 9. Gene Ontology annotation, cellular component: integrator complex. The transcript is spliced from 7 exons. NCBI's taxonomy places the organism in Eukaryota, Metazoa, Arthropoda, Insecta, Hymenoptera, Formicidae. Gene Ontology annotation, biological process: snRNA 3'-end processing. The coding region runs from base 493 to 2016 and encodes 507 amino acids. The record is from RefSeq and is a predicted model, not a curated record.